AUGGAUCCGUUUAACUCCCUGCCCCCAGAGAUCCGUCUUAAGAUCCUUUUUUCUAUCACCUCCAAGUUCUCCCUUAACUCCAUCAUCCGCGCAUCGCCGACAAUGCUGCAACAGUACCAGAUACAGCGAAUCAAAUUUCCGAGACCUCUACACGUUCAAGCACAAAACUUGCUGCUUGUUCGUGAUCACUUGCAACGCUGGCAAGACAAGACCUUUGCCAGUCCUCUAGCCAAGCAUGACGACUAUUUGUUCCAACAGCUGGACUCGCUUCAUAAUAUGCUGCUCCAUUUCAUCCAGGAUUACUGCAGCAAGGCCACAGCGCCUUACAUGCCACGAGAGUACAUUUGUUUGCCGACAUUCGAGGAUCCCAAGGUGCUCCGUGAACAGGCCAAAAGAAUGACGGAGGAGCAUACACUCUGCGAUCUAGCAACUAUGGUUAAGUGCGUACGAUAUACACUACCCUGGACCACCAUUGUCUGCCGGCAGCCUCCGCGGUCCGUUCGUAUUCCGGCGUCGUUCAAACUCUUCGAGGGCAAAACACUGGCCGAGAUUGAACUUGUCCUUGGCUUUUACAUGGAUGUCAUGAAGGAAGAAGAAAGCCUGGACAUCGAAAAUCCAAUAGAGUUUUGUUUUUCGACCUUAUAA
This is a messenger RNA of Fusarium subglutinans, 645 nucleotides long. RefSeq lists its product as uncharacterized. The coding region runs from base 1 to 645 and encodes 214 amino acids. Lineage: Eukaryota; Fungi; Ascomycota; Sordariomycetes; Hypocreales; Nectriaceae. The transcript is spliced from 2 exons. The record is from RefSeq and is a predicted model, not a curated record.